CAACCAAUAAUGUUUGUGUGAAAGCUGCUCAGCCGGUUUCUUUCCAUUCCAACGGCUGCUUCUCUGGAAACAGUUUAAAGUGAAACUAAAGUUUUCUCCUCACAGUGUCGGCAGAUUAUCAGGAGGAGGAAAGUGACAACUGGCUGUGAACUGAAUGUGUUUUUCAAGUGUUCGUUUAGUGAGAAGCAGAUUAAUGAGGACUUUGUGGUUGUUGUAGUUUUUACAGAAGAUGAAGAUGUUUGUGGUGUUUGUGAUCCUCGUGCACGUUUCCCAGCAUGCCUCAGCUGUGGAGCUGUAUGAGGGGGAGGAGUUUGUCCUGCUGCCCUGUGAGUUUCAAACUUUUGAACUGGACAACCCCUCAGUGGUGUGGAGCCGCUACGAUCUCAAUCCUCCAACCGUCCACCAGCGUCAGCAGGAAGGUGAUGAAUUUAAAGACCAAAACCAGCUUUACAGCGGCCGAACAUCCAUGAUGGCUGACGCUCUGGAAACUGGAGACCUCAGACUCAAUCUGACAAAACUCUGCCUCUCUGACAGCGGCACCUACACCUGCACCGUCAGAGCAUUAGGAGGACAACAGAGAGUGAGAGACAUACAGCUGCAGGUCAAAGAACAAUUUCCAUCCUGGGCCAAAGCUCUCCUGGUUCUCCUGGUUCUUGGUCUUAUUGUUGGGGGUCUUUUGGUGAAUUUUCGGCAGUAUUUUAUGUCAG
Dicentrarchus labrax (European seabass) is the source of this 707-nucleotide messenger RNA. Its product is annotated as V-set domain containing T-cell activation inhibitor 1-like. Gene Ontology annotation, cellular component: external side of plasma membrane. The annotation marks the transcript as partial. The record is from RefSeq and is a predicted model, not a curated record. Lineage: Eukaryota; Metazoa; Chordata; Actinopteri; Moronidae. Gene Ontology annotation, biological process: cell surface receptor signaling pathway; positive regulation of T cell proliferation; cellular response to lipopolysaccharide. The transcript has 3 exons.